Guyanagaster necrorhizus is the source of this 1365-nucleotide messenger RNA. RefSeq names its product Ftr1 protein. Gene Ontology annotation, biological process: iron ion transmembrane transport. The transcript has 10 exons. Gene Ontology annotation, cellular component: plasma membrane; high-affinity iron permease complex. NCBI's taxonomy places the organism in Eukaryota, Fungi, Basidiomycota, Agaricomycetes, Agaricales, Physalacriaceae. The record is from RefSeq and is a predicted model, not a curated record. The coding region runs from base 46 to 1254 and encodes 402 amino acids. Gene Ontology annotation, molecular function: ferrous iron transmembrane transporter activity.
UCCUCCCUCCCUCCCCACCCCUCCCCUUACCUGGUGGCCGUCGAGAUGGCGAAGAACGUUUUUUCCGUCCCUAUUUUCUUCAUCGUUUUCCGUGAAACAUUGGAGGCGGCUAUCAUCGUUUCAGUUCUUCUAGGUCUCGCUGAGCAGAUAGUUCAGGAUGACCCAGGGCGUAUUGGUGUAGCGACUACGCCGAAGGAUGAAAACGACUCUAAUGGUAGUCCUCGUCUCGACGGCGCCGAUGCACUGCCCCAUUUGUCGGGCGAGGAUGAUGUGGUCCACCGUCGCCGCCUCAUCCGCAAGCUGAGAAUUCAGAUUUUCCUUGGCGCAGGACUAGGUCUAUUUAUUGCCCUCGCUAUUGGUGCUGCCUUUAUUGCCGUCUGGUUUACUCAAGCAUCAAAUUUAUGGUCCAAAUCUGAAGAACUAUGGGAGGGUAUAUUCGAACUUAUUGCCUGUCUCAUGAUUUUUGUUAUGGGAGUUACCAUGCUCAAGAUGGAUCGGGCAAAGGCAAAAUGGCGCAUCAAGCUUGAGCGCGCUUUCGAAGGAAAGCGAUCCGAUGGAAAAACUGCCGCAGGAAAAUGGGUUCUCUUCAUCCUUCCUCUUAUCACUGUCCUCCGUGAAGGUAUGGAAGCGGUGAUAUUCGUCGGCGGCGUCUCUCUUGGACAGCCCGCCACAUCCAUCCCGCUCGCCGCAAUUGUCGGUUUGGUAUGCGGCCUAAUCUGUGGCUUCUUAAUCUACUUUUUCGCCAGUCGUACCACUCUCACGGUUUUCCUCAUAGCUAUGACCAACCUCCUUCUCCUCAUUGGCGCAGGUCUCUUCUCUCGCGGUGUCGGGGCUUUCGAAACCAACGCUUUUAACAAUCUUCUUGGCGCAGAUGUUGAUGAUGCAGGUGGAAGUGGCCCGGGCUCUUAUAGAGUUCAAGGAAACGUAUGGCACUUGGAUUGCUGCAAUCCUGAAGACAACUUGAACAACAACGGCUGGUCGGUAUUCAACGCCUUGUUUGGAUGGACCAACAACGCGACUCAGGGAACCGUGUUGUCUUACGUGUUCUAUUGGUUGGCCGUUAUUGUUACGCUUGUGUUCCUUAAAGUCAAAGAGGGUCGCAGCAAAUUCUUUGGAUAUGAGUCCGCCACAGGUAUUCGUCGCCGAAUUAGGCGAGAACAGAAACAGGCUGCGGGAGCAACCCCCGACACAGACAAAUCUGAAAGCAAGGAAGAAGUUAAAGACGAGAAUGACAACCAGGUUCUUCCCAAGUAAAUUGGUUCUUCCGCGAAGUAGUCUAUGCGAAUUUUUUCUUAGCUCAAGGAAGGUUUGUUUAUUGAAGUAAUGAAAAUGUGAUGUAAUGACCCCAGUUUGCGUAAAACCAUC